CAUCAAAUUCAUUGCCUUUCGAUCGAGCCUAUAAUAAUAUAUGAGAGAGAGAGAGAGAUAAGAGAGAGAUGGCAUCGAGCACGAACAGAUUCGGCCUCGUACUGUUGAUCUUGGUUGCAUCGACGACCUUCUUUCCGGGCAAAGCUCAGGCAGAUUAUUGGAGUUGCAUGUAUAACUGUCAUGCAGGUUAUUUACUUUGCUGCCAGUAUUGUUUCUCGGAGUCCAUUGGCAUGAAGGGCCAUCCCAAGUCAGAUGAAAUGAAAUUUUCUUGUAGGUGGAGUAAACAGCGUGGCACCUUCGAAACACUACGCACCACCACCAUUGGUGCCAGGUGGGGAGAAGCAUCCGUAACAUUCACAUCCGAAACAUUACAAAAGCUGGAAGCAUCGAAUCGAAACACUUCAAACAUGCUCACCAUUAAAAGCACAGAAACGAUGGUCUCUCUUAUAUCUGGUGUUCUCUCUCUCUUCUAUCUUGUGUCUCCAUUAUUCACGCAAUCUAAAUACCCAAUUGGUUAUGGUUGUAACGUACGUGCACUGAAAUAUCGAGGUCAAUCUUAACAACACUGGUUUUCUAUUGUUAAAAACGUAACGAAACAGACCAUCUAGCUUAAAAUGACCUUGGGUUGAUUGAUCUUAACACCAUUUGUUAAAUCAGUAAUACUACAUUUUGUGCCCGUGCUACGCACUGGGCGGACCGGAAAACCAUCCAUCAUCAUUUAUUUAUUUUUCAUUUGGUA
Molecule: messenger RNA, 739 nt
Organism: Papaver somniferum (opium poppy)
Lineage: Eukaryota; Viridiplantae; Streptophyta; Magnoliopsida; Ranunculales; Papaveraceae
Exons: 2
Coding region: 69-560 (163 amino acids)
Source: RefSeq, a predicted model, not a curated record